CGCGACUGCCUCUGGUGAUCCCGACACUUCUCGCGAUGCGUGAAUGAGAAUUCGUAUCUUGCACAAAUUCAGUCAUACCGACAAUAAUGGCCGCUAUGCGCAGACUAGCAGUCAUAUUUAGGAGUUUGUCUCCGUCUUCGGCCCUUUUUCGGUCUCCGGUAAGGGAUAACCGAUGCGUACGCAGAGGAACAGCUGUCGCUGUAGGCGUUGCCGCCGGAGGAGCGGUUGCAUAUUAUUUCUAUUCAGAAAUGCAUACAUUUAAAUGGAGGAAAGCCCUUGUAAACGGGACUGCCUGUCGGGCUCUGCUGCCUUCACUGCCUGCUGUAUCCGCAAGGGAGAAGGUUCAGCCGUUUGAUUUUGAUGAAAGCGAUGUCUACAUGUCGUCUCAUGAGCAUCGAUUUCGUCUAUUCAGCUCAGUGGAGUAUGAGGGGCAGCUGUACAUGACUCCUCAAAACUUCAUUGAGUCGGUCACCAUGAGCGAGCCCCGAAACAAGAAACCUUGGAGGUCACUCACUAAACAGGAGCUGGAAAAGAUCUUGUCCGACACUCCACCCGUGUGGAAAGGAACGUCCAAGCUGUUCCGAAACCUUCGUGAGCGAGGCAUCAUCGCUUACACAGAAUAUCUCUUUCUGCUAUGCAUUCUGACAAAGCCGCAUGCAGGCUUUAAGAUCGCCUUUAACAUGUUUGAUGCAGACGGCAACCAGAUGGUUGAUAAACGCGAGUUUCUUGUGCUGCAGGAAAUCUUCAGAAAGAAAAAUGAGAAGAAAGGAAGAAAAGGAGAUGCAGAAAAAUCUGCUCAACUGAGUAUGCAGCUCUAUGGAUAUCAGGUUGCCCCCGUAAACAGCGUGCUAAAAAAAGAGACUCAGGAGUUUGUGCCCAGGAGCUACUGGGACAUGCUGAGACGUGGCGCGAGCCAAGCCCUCUUUUCUGACCUAGCAGAGGAUUAUAAUCUAGAGCGUGGCGAUGAGAGCAUGGUUGACACCACUCUUCUCGUGCACUUCUUUGGCAAGAAGGGAAAGGCGGAGCUAACAUUUGCUGACUUCUACAGAUUCAUGGAUAAUCUUCAGACCGAGAUGUUGGAGAUCGAGUUCCUGACCUAUUCCAAAGGCAUGACCACCAUCAGUGAGGAAGACUUUGCCCGAAUCUUGCUGCGAUACACCAACGUAGAGGACAUCCGCAGCUAUCUGGAGAACGUGCGUCACUGCAUACCCGAUGAAAAGGGCAUCACCUUUGAGGAGUUCAGAUCCUUCUUUCAAUUCCUCAAUAACCUGGAAGAUUUUGCUAUCGCCAUGCAGAUGUACAACUUUGCUUGUCGUUCCAUUGGACAAGAUGAGUUUGCUCGGGCUGUGUAUGUGGCCACAGGUCUGAAACUGACUCGUCAUCUGGUCAACACCAUCUUUAAGAUUUUUGACGUGGAUCAUGAUGAUCAGCUAAGUUAUAAAGAAUUUAUUGGCAUCAUGAAGGACCGUCUGCACCGUGGAGGCAGGGGCUACAAGGCUAUAGAGCAUUUCACUUCCUUUAGGUCAUGUCUGAAAAAAGAACUGGCUGGCAGCAGGUGAAUAAAAGACGUCUCUUUCCUUUAUCAGAAAGAAACAUAUCAGGAAAGGUUUUAGAGCGAAGGCAUAGUGCAUCCAUCAUGAGAGCUACCUCUUCUUCUGAUCUUGAAUCCUGAGGAGAUUGUGUUCCGAUCAGCAUUCUGCACUGCAUGCACCAGCAUAUCUUGCAUGAUUGAAAUUUUGUUCUUCUGUAAUGUUAUAUAUUCUUGUCUGCAUGCAACCUAAGGAUAAUAUCUCUGCCUUGUAACUGAAUUGCAAUUGCUAUGAGAUUUGCACAUGAAGUUGCACAUAGUUGCACAUAGUUGCCAUGCAGGCAGUUUAGAUAUUCAUUAUUUUUUUUAUGGAUAUUUGUUAUGCAGGAUGAGUUCAUAGCCUUUAUAUAUUUUUCCAUUUUUAAUUAUGCAUUUUAUUUAUGCAUAUUAUCUUAUUUUAUGAUUAAUUACAAGCAAAAGGUAUGAAUGUUAUUUUAUGUUAUCUAUCAAUAUUUUUUAUUAAACCAUACACUGUGUAAAAAUAAGAUAUUGCAUGUGUGAUGAAAUGUGAUGAGGAUUGCCUUAAUUUAAUAUAGAUUAAUCUUGAUUAAUCUUGACAUUAUUUCUCUCACACAUUAUUUAUUAUUUUUUAAGGUUCAAGUAUAAAUUGUCUUGACUACACAAAUGUUGUACAAUAUAUCGUUGUCUGUCUUAAAAAAAUCAUCCAAAGCAAAUAACAGCUUAGCAAGUUUGUAACUAACACUUGACAAAUAAAGAUCUGAAAUUCUCAAA
Misgurnus anguillicaudatus (oriental weatherfish) is the source of this 2320-nucleotide messenger RNA. Lineage: Eukaryota; Metazoa; Chordata; Actinopteri; Cypriniformes; Cobitidae. The record is from RefSeq and is a predicted model, not a curated record.